Molecule: messenger RNA, 788 nt
Organism: Parasteatoda tepidariorum (common house spider)
Lineage: Eukaryota; Metazoa; Arthropoda; Arachnida; Araneae; Theridiidae
Source: RefSeq, a predicted model, not a curated record
AAUGAUUUAUCUUUUUACAGGAAUGAGUGCAGAAGUAUACAGAGAUUUUUCAACACUUUGUACAACUAGUACUGAAGUUGAAAGUGCUGAUGUUCCCGCAAGCAUCGAACGUCUGAGUUUUGCAAUAGCAAAAGAAAAGACACCAGGGGAAUUGAAGAAAAUGAGUAAUCAGGAAAUCGUGGAAUGGCUUCAAAAUUCUCAAACUGACGCUGGAAAGAAGUACCGUGAAUUUCUUACCAGACACGGACACAGAUGUUUAAAAGAAUUUGAUAUGCGGCAAAAAACUUGGGGAACUGAUCCUACAACUCUCAUACAGCUAUUAAAGAAUCUCGCCGGAUCAUCAUCGAAAAAAGUAACAAAUAAGAAAGAAGAGAAUUUUAACAAAACAUUGAAAGAUUUGGGAAUAAACGUCGGGCUCAAGACAAGACUAACUCUGAAAUUCUUGAUAUCUCGAAGUCGAAAAGGAGUUCAGAAUAGAGAAAUGUCAAAGUCACUGCUUAUCAAGACUCAAGAUGAAUGGAGAAAAGGCUACUAUCACCUAGCAAAGCUUAUGGUAUCAGAAGGUAGAAUACCAGACGAAGAUCUACUCUUCUUUAUGACUGUGGACGAAAUAAGAGAAAUUUUAGAGACAAGAUCACCAAAAAUAAUUGCAAGAGCAAACCAUAGGAAACGUAGAUACCCAGUUUUGGACAAGUAUAUAUUUCCAGAAAUAAUGAAAGGAUUUCCUAAACCUAUCAACUUAGAAGACAAUACUCCUAUUUCAAGUGAAGAUAACUUUUCCAUGAAAG